This is a messenger RNA of Gongylonema pulchrum, 249 nucleotides long. NCBI's taxonomy places the organism in Eukaryota, Metazoa, Nematoda, Chromadorea, Rhabditida, Gongylonematidae. The record is from the annotation of a GenBank genome assembly.
CAUGAGCGUCAUGUGAUAAUGCAAGUGGUCUGUGAAGCUUCACAGUGCCCCGAAACAGCAGUGAAAGUGGUGGCCAUGCAGUGUUUGGUCAGGAUUAUGUCACUGUACUAUCAGCUAAUGGAACAAUACAUGAGUGCGCUUUUUCCGGUUGAUCUUGGAUGUAAAAAUGAGAAAGGUGUACAAGAUAGAAAACAGAAGAAAAUGGAAGGAAGAACGAGUGAGAUAAGACGUUUCGGUCCAUUAAGGUAA